Messenger RNA from Vigna umbellata (rice bean), 726 nucleotides. RefSeq names its product putative invertase inhibitor. NCBI's taxonomy places the organism in Eukaryota, Viridiplantae, Streptophyta, Magnoliopsida, Fabales, Fabaceae. The record is from RefSeq and is a predicted model, not a curated record. Gene Ontology annotation, molecular function: enzyme inhibitor activity.
UAACACUUCAUAUAGACGCACCACUUUCAGUCCAUACCAAACCAACGAUGUCUCGGCCAUUUUUACUGCUGUUCUCUUUCACCCUUUUUUCCUUGUUUAUCACCACACUCUCUCUUGGAACAAGCUCCACCUGGAGAGUGCCCAAGGACAUAAUCGAGCAAACCUGCGAAAUAUGUGCGAACCAAUCUAUCAUAUUGAGCUACGGGCUAUGCUCAAGUUCUCUUCCGGUAGUUCCGGUGAGUCACUCUGCAAAUCUUGAAGGGUUGGCGUUGGUUGCAAUGGAGCUAGCACUAGAGAAUGUGAGCAGCUCGGUGGCAACAAUAGAGAUGCUAUUGAAUAGCACAAGCGUUGGUAGCUUUUCUUUGGGGGCCUUAAGAGAUUGCUUGGAACUGUACUCAGAUGCAGCAUGGACAAUAGUGAACUCGGUGGGGGUUUUCUUGUCGGGGAAUUAUGAUGUAACUAGGAUGUGGAUGAGUUCAGUUAUGGAAACAGCAUCAACAUGCCAGCAAGGUUUUACAGAGAGAGGUGAAGUUUCUCCUCUGACACAGGAGAAUUAUAAUCUCUUCCAGUUAUGUGGGAUUGCGCUUUGCAUUAUCCAUUUAGCUACCCCUUCGCAGCUUCUAAACUGAUGAUAAGUAUUGUAUCUUAAUAACUCAAGGAAGAAGAAGAGGUUUAUCAUAUGCUGUUUCUUUUUAUUAUUUUAGUUUUUAGUAGAAUUUUUUCUUU